AUGGCGGCGGCGCGUGCCGCCGCGGCUUUGCCUCCUGGAGAAGGGUCAGUGGUCAAUUGGUCAGGGCAAGGGCUACAGAAAUUAGGCCCAAACUUACCCUGUGAAGCUGAUAUUCAUACUUUGAUUCUGGAUAAAAAUCAGAUUAUUAAAUUGGAAAAUCUUGAGAAAUGCAAACGAUUAGUACAGUUGUCAGUGGCUAAUAAUAGGCUGGUGCGGAUGAUGGGUGUGGCCAAACUGACCCAACUCAGGGUGUUAAAUUUGCCUCAUAAUAGCAUUGGCUAUGUGGAAGGCCUGAAGGAACUUGUUCAUUUGGAAUGGCUGAAUUUGGCAGGAAAUAAUCUCAAGGCCAUGGAACAAAUCAACACCUGCACCUCUCUACAACAUCUCGAUUUAUCAGACAAUAACAUACCCCAGAUAGGUGAUCUGUCUAAAUUGGUAUCACUGAAGACCCUGCUGUUACAUGGAAAUAUCAUCACCUCUCUUAGAAUGGUACCUGCUUAUCUACCCAGAUGUCUUGCUAUACUUUCUUUGGCGGAAAAUGAAAUCCGGGACUUAAAUGAGGUCUCUUUUCUGGCAUCCUUAACUGAACUGGAACAGUUGUCAAUCAUGAACAAUCCAUGUGUGAUGGCAACACCUUCCAUCCCAGGGUUCGACUAUCGGCCAUACAUCGUCAGCUGGUGCCUAAGCCUCCGAGUCCUAGAUGGAUAUGUGAUUUCUCAGAAGGAAAGCUUAAAAGCUGAAUGGCUGUAUAGUCAAGGCAAGGGGCGAGCGUACCGGCCUGGCCAGCACAUCCAGCUUGCCCAGUAUCUGGCUACAGUCUGUCCCCUCACUUCUGCACUGGGCCUUCAGACUGCAGAGGAUGCCAAGCUAGAGAAGAUUCUGAGCAAGCAGAGAUUUCACCAGAGGCAGUUAAUGAACCAGAGCCACAAUGAAGAGUCGUCUCCUGUUGAAUCAAGGGCAUCCUUUGUGCCAGAGCAUUCCAGCCCCAUUCCAGAUGGCCAGGUAGUCCCAGAAAGCGAACCCGUCAUCCAAGUCAAUUCUUGGGUUGGGACAAGUAGUCAUGAUGACCAGUCACAUGCUGUUAAGAAUAACUUUCCAACCUCUGUACACACUGCAAGAUAUUCUCGAAAUGACCUGCACCUGGAAGACAUCCAGACCGAUGAGGACAAGUUAAAUUGCAGUCUCCUCUCUUCAGAGUCUACUUUUAUGCCAGUUGCGUCAGGACUCUCUCCAGUAUCACCCACAGUGGAGCUGAGGCUGCAAGGCAUUAACCUGAGCCUAGAAGAUGCUGCUGCUGCAGAUGAAUCUGUGAAAGGGCCGGAAAACCAGGGCUUAUCAAACAAGGAAGAGGAAAAGGCGUUGGGGGCUGCAAGUGAGAAUUCUGUUCAGAUGACAAAAGGUGCAGUUGCUACACAGGUAAAUGAGAAAGAUGGACUGUUACCGUGCCCUGAGCCAGUGGUCACCAGUGCCGGCUUGAAGGAUCACACCCGCAGUCUUACAUCUUUUUCUGAGUCAGUUGGACACAGUGUCUUUCAUAUGCAGCCAGGCAGUGAAGAAGCCAGGUCUCAAACAGCUUCAGAGAAACUUCCCUGCAGGGUGUUAACCCAGAAAUCUGUUCCUCUGGGACAGGAUAAAGUUGCCCUCCAGAAAUUGAAUGAAGCAGCCACCAAGCUUCAGGCCUGCUGGCGGGGCUUUUAUGCCAGGAACUACAACCCACAAGCUAGAGACGUGCGCUAUGAAAUCCGUCUUCGCAGGAUGCAAGAGCACAUUGUCUGCCUAACCAGUGAAAUAAGGAGAUUAAGGAAAGAAAGAGAUGAAGAACGGAUUCAAAAAUUUGUUCAAGAAGAGGCUGUCAGAUUCCUCUGGAACCAGGUAAGGUCUCUACAAGCUUGGCAACAGACUGUGGACCAGCAUCUAAGUUCCUGCCAUAUUGAUGUUCCCCCUAUAUUAAGUACUCUGGUGCCAUCUAAACCUCCUUUAUUCACCCAAAGUCAGGAGCCAUCUUCUGAUCAAAAUUCUGAUUGGUUCAUUGCUCCUGAUGAAGCUCCUCAAGAGAAGUCCUUACCAGAAUUUCCAGACUCUGGUUUUCAUUCCUCCUUAACUGAACAAGUUCACUGUUUACAGGAUUCUUUGGAUUUUGAAAAAAGCUCCACGGAAGGUAGUGAAAGUUCCAUAAUGGGGAAUUCCAUUGACACUGUCAAGUAUGGCAAAGAGCCAGACGUAGGGGAUGUUAGUGAAGAACCUGGUGAGUGGGGUAAGGAAGGCUCCAACAACGAGCAGGAUAACAGUCUGCUUGAACAGUAUCUAACUUCAGUUCAGCAGCUAGAUGAUGCUGAUGAGAGGAGACAUUUUGAUGAAGGGACGGGAGAUAGUAAGCUUCACCUACCUCGUUCCCCUGAAAAGCUAGACGUCUUAUCUGAUAGUGCUUCUGUAGAUGUCGCUCAUGGCGUAUCUCCUGCUUUGCAAUAUGAAGUCAGCCAGACACCAGAGAAUUGUGAAUUGAAUGCAGAAGUACAAGGGCAGCAGUCAGAAUGUGAUUCUACAUUUCAGAUAUUGCAUGUUGGUAUUAUUGUGUAG
Messenger RNA from Rangifer tarandus platyrhynchus (Svalbard reindeer), 2577 nucleotides. The record is from the annotation of a GenBank genome assembly. Lineage: Eukaryota; Metazoa; Chordata; Mammalia; Artiodactyla; Cervidae.